CGCAGGAAGCGAACGAUUCCUAUCAAGCUGUCCUUUCCAUCACCACCAACACCACCCCCCUUACAUCAGUCGAACUACUAGAACGAUACCAACAGUCAACACUGGCGGCUGUGCCCUCACCGCAUCACAGAAGCAAAACGAAACUAAUGUAUAGAAGUUUUGUGCAAAUAUGUUUGGCCUUGUUCUUGAUCUUAGGAUGCUGUGAUGCAGCUAAACAGGAAGUUUUACAAAGUGGAACGGGGUGUGCAUUUCCCAAGCGCUGGGAAGGUCAAUGGUUUCAAUCCGGUGUACAACAGCCAAUUACAAUAGAAGGAUCCACGUUAAGUACUAGGGGCAGGUGUAUUGCUAGUGAAGGCGAUAAAUUUUUAUUAGUUAAUGGCAAAGGAUGUCACCGGUGCGUUGUAAUUUAUCAGAAGCACAUAAACAUACUCCAGUAUAAAGAAAGUAUGGGAUGCAAAGGUCGCGAAACAUUGCAUUACCUUUGCGAACAAAUCCCGGGUGAUGCUUUAUUGUACAGUAUGUUUAAAAUAAAUCCAGAGCCAAUUAAAUGCCCGCUGUCAGGAUCUUAUACGUUCACCUAUAACCGAGGUCAUGGCGAAUGUAGAAGUCCGGUAUCAAAUAUGGAAAUGUGUACAGAAGAUAGUAGACUACUGCUAAGUUUUCAGGCAUGUCCUGAUGUACCUGGGACCGAAAGCACGGUUGAAGAACUAACAUGCUUAGCAUGGUGGAAAGAUGGCAAUUCGCGGUAUUUGGUGGGUUUGGUUUCACAUCAUCAUGCCACGUCAAACGAAGAACGUUUCAGAUGUUUCGUGUACGAGAAGCUGAGCGGAUCCGAUGCAGAGUACAAACUAGCACAAUCCGGCGAUGCUACGUGUAACGGGCUGGAAAGUGCGGAGGUUGGCUCCCGGAUCAUGACACUCAAAAAAGCACCUCUGAUGGAUCGCUGUGACUUUCCCGUAUGGUUCAAAGGUCCUCGUUUCUGGCAUGCGCUGAUGGGCAGUGCGCAUUACGUAUUCGACGCUAGUGACGGAUCCCUGCACAUCAAGAAACCAAAUGGCCAUACGGUGGCUCGUUCUCUUUGUGAACAAAUCAACAAGCAAACUUCCUCGGAAAUGAUGGCCGUUGUGCAUCACACAAUGGGAUGCAAAUCCGGGUUUAUGUGUGUAAUGUUCUACAGAAGAGAUACUCACGUAGCAGAGCUACAGAUGGGAACACCGACAGCAAGGCUAGAAGAUGCAUGUACGACUGAAAACUUUGACGUGCAUCGAACACCGUUUGUAACUUUGCUUGCAAAUAAUUCUGAAACGCAGCUCUGUCCUUUGGAGGGUCAAUAUAUGAUGAAAGGUUUCCUCAUGCCUACAUCGUCUAUUUCACGGCAUAAACGCAACCACAACAACAAAGCUCGUUCACAUCGACACUGGGACGUGAUCGGAUACCGUAAUCAGGAGAGCGCCAUUAGCGGUAGCAGCACUGGUACCGCCGGCGGCAUUGUGGGAGGCUACAUAGGAUUGGAAGCGAAGCGAAGAUCCUUCCUACCACGCUCUCGACGUACGGCAGCCGAAUCAAGAAAUGAUACAUACACUAUGAUGUCGUCGCACGCCGAUGGCGGAGAUGGUGCUGCGGGCAGAUCACGCCGCGAAACGGCUGGAGGAUGUAACAUCAAUCACAACACGAAUCGGCAACUGUUAGUGGGUUGCAACGAGAAUAGCAUAAUUGAAGUAAAACCAAAAUGUAAAACCGAUGACGAAGAAUUAUUCACAUGCCACGGACACUGGCAGGAAAACCAAACGACGUACAUUAUUGCCAAGCACUCAAUUUCUCAACAUGGAGUAUGUAUCAGUUAUGUGCCAAUGGAAGGCAAUCACGUACAGCUGUUCGUUGGGGACACCUGUCAUCGUGCCAACAUGCAGUCAGGCCAGCACAGAUCAAUGCCGGCCAACAUUACUAGCUAUGGUAAGUGGCUUGAGUUGUAA
This is a messenger RNA of Anopheles maculipalpis, 1973 nucleotides long. RefSeq lists its product as uncharacterized. The coding region runs from base 147 to 1973 and encodes 608 amino acids. NCBI's taxonomy places the organism in Eukaryota, Metazoa, Arthropoda, Insecta, Diptera, Culicidae. The record is from RefSeq and is a predicted model, not a curated record. The transcript is spliced from 14 exons.